This is a messenger RNA of Zerene cesonia (dogface butterfly), 2161 nucleotides long. Its product is annotated as leucine carboxyl methyltransferase 1. The record is from RefSeq and is a predicted model, not a curated record. NCBI's taxonomy places the organism in Eukaryota, Metazoa, Arthropoda, Insecta, Lepidoptera, Pieridae. The transcript has 3 exons. Gene Ontology annotation, biological process: C-terminal protein methylation. Gene Ontology annotation, molecular function: protein C-terminal leucine carboxyl O-methyltransferase activity. Bases 190 to 990 code for a protein of 266 amino acids. Gene Ontology annotation, cellular component: cytosol.
AUUGUCAGACGUCAACGCACAAAGUGGCACUGGCUAUUUUGCCGAGAUAAAAAUAAACUACUUUUAACUUUUCGUCUAAAAAACAUACAUUUUGAUAUUUGUUUUUCAUUAAACUAUAGUAAAUUUGUGGAGCCAAGUGAUGGUUGAUUAAAAACUCCCAAUUGCGCUUAGGUCUAACAACAUAUUAAAAUGAAUAAUAUAAUAUCUUGGACCGUAGAAGAUGAGGCGAUCAUUGCCACCAACACGGACGCUACGGAGUGUAAACGAUGCGCAGUGGAACUCGGCUAUUGGAAAGACGAAUACAUCUCAUAUUUCGCGAAACAUGUGGACAGGAAGGCCCCCGAGAUAAAUCGCGGCUAUUAUGCUCGGGUCAAGGCAAUGGAGAUGUUCAUACAUCAGUUUCUAGAAAGGUGCGGCACUAAGUGUCAAAUAAUAAAUCUGGGGUGCGGUUAUGACACGCUAUACUGGAGACUCAAGGACACAACUCAAGCUGUCAGCAAUUUUAUCGAAUUGGACUUCCCCUCCGUAAUCAGCAAGAAGUGUCACAUUAUCAAACGCAACAAACAGCUACUGGAAAAGAUAUGUAAUGAAGUGUACCUGCGGCCCGACGCCGCCGACCGGCUGCUGGCGCACCUGGCCGCCGCCUUCCCGCGCUGCGUGCUGCUCGUGUACGAGCAGUGCAACCUGGGCGACAAGUUCGGCGAGGUGAUGGUGCGCAACCUGAGCGCGCGCGGCUGCCUGCUGGCGGGCGAGCGGCACUGCCGGCAGCCCGCGGCGCAGGAGCAGCGCCUGCGCGCGGCCGGCUUCGAGCGCGCGCGCUGCUGGGACAUGCAGACCGUGUGGCGCGCGCUGCCCGACGACGACCGCGCGCGCGUCGAGGCGCUCGAGAUGCUGGACGAGUGCGAGCUGCUGCUGCAGCUCAACUCGCACUACGCGCUCACCGUCGCCUCGCGCGGCGACCUCUUCGCCGACCUCGACCUAAGCGGCUGAGCGGCCGAGCGGCACCCACACCCACACCCACACCCACACCCACACCACGCACCCGACGAGCAUUUGUCGCAUCUUAGAGUAAUUAUUGUGAUGUGUCGAUUCUGUAAUUUAAUCAAAUCUCAAAUAGUUCCGCAACAUGUAACAAACUUAAUAUUUUUGGAUAUUUUAACAUUUUAUUAGAUUUGUAAGAGCUUUAUUUGUGAAUUUUGCGAAACGAUAUAAUAUUUAAUGAGUGUGUAGCGUUAACGUUCCGAUGAUUCAUUCUGGACAUAAUUUAUGAUAGUCUUCCUUAUUUGUUUAUUUCUCAAGAUAGGCUAAAAGUUUUGUUGUUUGGUGCUAACUCGAGUACUUUCUGGAUAUAUUACAUAUUAUCAACUUUACAUUUAAGAUGACGUCUCGGAGACGUGACUACUUCAUUAUAACUCUUUGAAAAUUAAAUGUAUUACAUUAUUAUUACAUUCUAUCGAUCUAUUCAAUCGUAUCAAUUAAUGUCCGUAGUGAUGUAGCACUCGAAGUAUAGCGUCCCUAAACUUUAGUAUAUCAUACGCUGCUGAACACUUUGGAAUGACCAAUGAACCUAUCGGUAUCGUGUCACAGUGCGAGCGUGUCUAAAGUAUUUCACUAGAUUUAAACGUAAAUUAUAUGGUUGUAAAUAUAUUUUUUGUUGAAAGUUGUUAUCGCGUUAUAUGUGAGUGGUCUCCGGAGCUCCGCGUGACUUCGCCGCGAGCAAGUUUAUCCUAUAGCUGAAUAGACGAUAUUAACGUGCAGUUUUUUGAAGUUUAUAAUCUACUUGUAAAAUCAUAGUAGGAUGUAACAUGUAUUUGUUGUAUAAUAAUUGACAUAUGUGUAAGUGCCAGCUCGCGGAACUCUCGUUUGAUCCUAUUGACUCGGUGUUUCUAUCACGAUCAGAAUGCGAGUAUGCCAGUCUAGCACUAGACAUCGUGCAGUAAAUUAUUGGUAGUGAUUUAGCUCUGUUAAUAUCUCGAAUGGCGGAGCAUCUCACGACACCUCAGCAAUGAACCGAGCCUCCCGCAGAGUUAGUAGCGCCGGCCCGGAGCAGGCUCGCGGGUACUUAUUCCCAUUCUUUAUUUAUUGUUCGGGAUAUCAAUUUUAUCAUAACAAUUAAGUGUUAAAUAUUUAUUUAAUAUAUAAAUGCUGUAUUUAUGCAAAA